UUAACAGCUGAUUUCUAGUUGUCAACUGUGAAAUAAAAUAUUUGGUAAAUAUUUUCAAUAGCAAUCAUGCCAAGAAAAAGCGAAAAGGAAAAAAUUCUUAAUUAUUUGGUAGAGAAUACGGCAAAUGAUAUUCUUAAUAUAAUAGAAGUGGACGAAGAUGGUGAGGCGGUCGAUAAAAUUUUAGAUGAAUUGGAUGCGAAUGUUGAAGUAGUGCUUUCAUGCCGGCGUGGAGUUGAGCAUGAAGUCCCAAAGUCACCAGUAUGGCGAAAUGAAAUUUUAAAUAAAUUCGACGAAAACCGGUUCCGCCAAAUGCUUCGAGUAAGCAAGGAACAAUUUAACAAAAUAUUUGAGCUGAUUAAGAACGAUCCGGAAUUCAAUAAAGCACAUUCCUCCAAACAGAUUCCUGUGGACUUGCAGCUAGCAAUUGUGCUUUAUCGUCUGGGCUCAUGCGGAGAGGGUGCUGCAUUGAAAAAAAUUGCAACAUUAUUUGGUGUAGGAGAUGGUGGAACUCUAUCCAUAAUUACAAAAAGAGUUUUCAGUGCUAUACUAAGGUUAAGAGAUUCCUUCCUUUUUUGGCCAAAUGAAACAGAGCGAUCAGAAAUUGUACAUGCUACGUAUUCUGAAAUGCCAUUUUGCAUUGGCUAUGUUGAUGGUACGGAGAUAAAGCUAGCAGAAUCGCCAGUUAUCGAUCCUACAUCAUUCUUUUCUCGUAAGCACAUCUACUCUAUCAAAGCCCAAAUAGUUUGCGAUUAUAAACUAAAAAUACGACACGUAAUGGUGGGACAUGUUGGCAGUUGGCAUGAUGCGAGAGUGUACCGCAGCAGCUCACUUUUCUUGCAAAAAGAAAAAUUUUUUUCGUCACAGCAGUGGUUAGCUGGUGACUCAGCCUAUCCUUUGUCCGAAACUAUGAUAACUCCAUUCCGAAGUAAUGCUCGAGUGCUAGACAUAAAUUCUCGAAUUAAUUUCAAUUUACGUCACAGUAAAUUUCGAGUUCGAGUCGAACAUUGCUUCGGCCUAUUGAAGGAGCGGUUUUGCAGCCUUAAGGAGUUCAGAGCACGCCUUAUAGAUAAAGAAAGCCACAAUUUAUGUUGUGAUUGGUUUGUUGUGUGUUGUAUAUUGCACAACAUACUACGAGAAGAUGACAGCACAAACAACGAAUAUAUAAAUCUCGAUGAGGACACCACGUACGAGUACACUGAUGACAACGGCGAGGAAAGCGAGGAUGUACAACCAAACAGAAAAGGGGAAACUAAAAGGCUAGCAAUACAUUCAUUAAUGUUUGAAUAAAAAAAGUUAAAUUUUGGAUUACUUCGUGUAUUUCAUUUUUAUUUCAUACAUAGCUAUUCGUUCGUCUUUUUCUAUUUCUAGCCUUCUUAUUUUUUCAUCUUGCUCCAAUUUAAUUUUCUUAAGUUUUAGCUCUUCUUUUUUCAAUUCAAUUUCAGCUUUUGAUAGUUCUAGGUGCUUCUCCAACUUUUCUUUUUCAAAUAGAAGCUUUUCUUUUUCCAACUCUGUUCUGUUUUGCUGGUAAACCAUCAAACAAGCCGCUGAUGUUUUGGGAGCCUGCAUUUUCAUUUUUUUAGCCAUGGUUUUAACUGAUUGUGGAAAAUCAGCCCCAAGUGAGAGUGGUUGCUGCGAAACUGUUGGCGGUGGGACUGCUGGCGGCGAGGCUAUUGGCGGUGAUAUUGCUGAUGGCGAGGCUAUUUGCGGUGAUAUUGCUGGUGAGGAGAUUAUUAGCGGUGAUAUUGCUGAUGGCGAGGCUAUUUGCGGUGAUAUUGCUGGUGAGGAGAUUAUUAGCGGUGCUAUUGCUGAUGGCGAGGCUAUUGGCGGUGAUAUUGCUGGUGAGGAGAUUAUUAGCGGUGAUAUUGCUGGUGGGGAAAUUGUUGACGGUGAAAUUGUUGACGGCUGUGGCGCGAUAAGCAGCAAGUCAUUGCCCGUGUCGACAGCGCAGAAAUUAUUUUGCGCAUGCGACUUAGCUCCGAAAAUUUUGUUUAGCCGAUGGUAAUGGGGGCACAUUUUCUCAAUUUUUUCUGUAAAAGAUUUAAUCACUUAAGUUCCCAAAGCACUUUGAAUUUUUAUUAUUUACCUUCAAAACUGCCAACGCCCACAUCCAUUUCACCAAUUCCAGCGCCAGUUGAGGUGCGAUAAUCAUGCGCUUUUUUGAAUGUACUUUUUAGGUGGCGUACCUUCCACCGCACAAGUCCCACGUGGCUUCGAUUCCCUUAACCACAAUGCAUUUUUUGUAAAAAAAAUUGUGCUGUUGGAGCCUAAUAAAAGCAAAUAAGUAAGCAUUUAUACAUUCCAAACUUCUUAAAAUGUUUACCUUAAUUUCAUCUGCUUCCUCCAAAAAAUCCAGAAGCUUG
Molecule: messenger RNA, 2360 nt
Organism: Bactrocera dorsalis (oriental fruit fly)
Lineage: Eukaryota; Metazoa; Arthropoda; Insecta; Diptera; Tephritidae
Product: activating transcription factor 7-interacting protein 1-like
Exons: 2
Coding region: 1583-2002 (139 amino acids)
Source: RefSeq, a predicted model, not a curated record